This is a messenger RNA of Alnus glutinosa, 8563 nucleotides long. RefSeq names its product dnaJ homolog subfamily C GRV2. Gene Ontology annotation, biological process: regulation of early endosome to late endosome transport; endosome organization; receptor-mediated endocytosis. The record is from RefSeq and is a predicted model, not a curated record. The coding region runs from base 416 to 8215 and encodes 2599 amino acids. The transcript has 22 exons. Lineage: Eukaryota; Viridiplantae; Streptophyta; Magnoliopsida; Fagales; Betulaceae. Gene Ontology annotation, cellular component: endosome membrane.
UCUCUCUCUCUCUCUCUCUCUCUGUACCAAACUUCUUCUCUGUUCGAUUCCAAUUCGACUCGAUCUCUCUCUCCAACGCAUUUUGUGAAGGUCCUCACGCUUUGAUCAAUUCUUGAAUCAAACUCACUGAUUCAAAACAUUUUUCAUUUUUCUUCCCUUUUUAGUCUUUAGAUGAAGAAUUUAGGUCUAGUUAGGUUCUGACUCGGUGGAUUCCAACUGGCAAAUCCGUAAAUAACCGUCAGAGCUGGGGGCGAAUCAGUCUGGGCCUCACCGAAGCCCGGCGGGGGCGGAAUCCGGUGCGGGACUCUGGUUCUUUCUCCGCCCGCACAAUGCGCCUCGUCACCACUCCCUCGCCUACCUCGACUCUGUGAGCCGUAUCGCACCCGAUCGCCGCCGCGCACAUCGACCGACCCCAAUGGACUCCUCUGUUCACAAUUCCCAAUCUACUCCUCCCCCUCUCGAGGAGCACGAGUACUUGGCCCGCUACAUCGUCAUCAAGCACUCUUGGCGCGGCCGAUACAAGCGCAUACUAUGCGUCUCCAGCGUCUCUAUAGUCACCCUCGACCCUUCCACGCUCGCCAUCACCAACUCCUAUGACGUCGCCACCGAUUUCGAGGGCGCCACGCCAAUAAUAGGCCGCGACGACAAUUCGAACGAGUUCAAUCUCAGCGUGCGGACCGACGGGCGUGGCAAAUUCAGGGCAAUUAAGUUUUCUUCGCGGUAUAGGACGAGUGUAUUGACGGAAUUGCAUAGGAUUAGGUGGAAUAGGCUCGGUGCCGUGGCCGAGUUUCCGGUGCUACAUCUGCAGCGGCGGACCUCGGAGUGGGCUCCUUUUAAAUUGAAAGUUACUUAUGUUGGUGUUGAAAUUAUUGAUUUAAAAUCUGGAGACCUUCGCUGGUGCUUGGAUUUUAGAGACAUGGAUUCCCCUGCCAUCAUUCUCCUUUCUGAUGCUUACGGGAAGAAAAGUGUUGAACAUGGAGGUUUUGUUCUCUGCCCUUUAUACGGAAGAAAAUCUAAAGCUUUCCAGGCUGCUUCAGGGACCACAACUUCUUCUAUCAUCUCAAAUUUGACUAAAACUGCAAAAUCCAUGGUUGGGUUGUCACUAUCUGUGGACAGUUCUCAAUCCCUCACUGCAGCAGAGUAUUUAAAGAGAAGGGCAAAAGAGGCAGUAGGAGCAGAAGAAACCCCUUGUGGGGGUUGGUCUGUGACAAGAUUGCGGUCUGCUGCUCAUGGAACUCUAAAUGUUACUGGAUUGAAUUUGGGAGUUGGCCCAAAAGGAGGACUUGGGGAGCAUGGUGAUGCUGUAUCUUGUCAACUCAUUCUUACAAAGGUUUCACUUGUUGAGAGGCGCCCGAAGAACUAUGAAGCUGUUAGUGUUCGUCCUUUAUCUGCAGUAAGCUCUCUUGUUCGAUUUGCUGAGGAGCCCCAGAUGUUUGCAAUUGAAUUCAAUGAUGGCUGCCCGAUCCAUGUUUAUGCAAGUACAUCUCGGGAUAACCUGCUUGCAGCAGUUCGUGAUGUGUUGCAAUCAGAAGGUCAGUGCCCAGUAGCUGUAUUACCAAGGUUGACAAUGCCUGGUCAUCGUAUUGAUCCACCUUGUGGAAGAGUUCAUUUGCAAUUUGGACAACAACGCUCUGGUGCUGAUAUGGAGAGUGCUUCCAUGCAUUUGAAACACUUAGCAGCAGCUGCAAAAGAUGCUGUUGCUGAAGGUGGUUCUAUUCCUGGAUCAAGAGCUAAGUUAUGGCGAAGAAUAAGAGAGUUCAAUGCAUGUAUACCAUAUAGUGGAGUUCCUUUUAACAUUGAAGUACCUGAAGUGACUUUGAUGGCCUUAAUUACAAUGCUUCCGGCUACUCCAAAUCUUCCUCCAGAGUCUCCUCCCUUGCCUCCCCCUUCACCUAAAGCAGCUGCCACAGUGAUGGGCUUCCUUGCAUGUUUACGUAGACUGCUGGCAUCAAGAAGUGCAGCUUCACAUGUGAUGUCGUUUCCUGCUGCUGUUGGACGAGUAAUGGGUUUACUCAGAAAUGGUUCAGAGGGUGUAGCUGCUGAAGCUGCAGGGCUUGUUGCUGUACUUAUUGGAGGUGGUCCUGGGGAUACAAAUAUAUUAACAGAUUCCAAGGGAGAGCAGCAUGCUACAAUUAUGCACACCAAGUCGGUACUGUUUGCUCAUCAUGGUUAUGUUAUUAUUCUUGUCAAUAGGCUGAAGCCUUUGUCUGUAUCACCUUUAUUGUCAAUGGCUGUUGUUGAAGUUUUUGAGGCUAUGAUAUGUGAACCACAUAGUGAAACUACUCAAUACACAGUUUUUGUUGAACUAUUACGCCAAGUAGCUGGUUUGAAGCGUCGCUUGUUUGCGCUGUUUGGACAUGCUGCUGAAAGCGUCAGGGAAACAGUAGCUGUGAUUAUGCGAACAAUUGCAGAAGAAGAUGCAAUUGCAGCAGAGUCCAUGCGUGAUGCUGCUUUGCGUGAUGGUGCUUUGCUGAGACAUUUAUUGCAUGCGUUUUUCCUUCCUGCUGGUGAGAGGCGUGAGGUUAGUCGACAGCUCGUUGCCCUUUGGGCGGAUUCCUAUGAACCAGCUCUACAUUUAUUGUCUAGGGUUCUGCCCCCUGGGCUUGUUGCUUAUUUGCACACAUGUUCUGAUGGAGUUCCACCUGAAGACACCAGUCAGGAAGGAUCAUUAACCAGUAGAAGAAAGAGGCGUUUACUUCAGCAGAGGAAAGGUCGUAUAGGAAGAGGACUUGCAUCUCAAGAGCAUUCCUUACCUUCUGUCAAUACUUUUGAAGUCGGUGAUUUGGCAAGACAGAGAGGUGCUGGUGCUUUUAAAGGGUCAGAUGGCUACCAAAGAUCUGCUCUAGAUCCGAAUCUGGAACAGACUACAACCAUUCAGUCUUCAGUUUCUCCCAGUGGUGAUAACUUGACUAGUGAAGCGUUCUCUUCAGGGGUUCCACAAAAUAAUCAAUCAGCUGUUGCUUCAGCUGAUGGUCCAUCAAUGAGUCUUCAUGAGGCAUCAGAACCAAGUGCUUCAAAUUUGGUUGAUUCUGAUCCCAAUAUAGUUGGUUUGCAAAAUACAGGCCUUCCAGCCCCAGCCCAGGUUGUUGUGGAGAACACCCCUGUGGGCUCCGGAAGGCUACUUUGUAAUUGGCCUGAAUUUUGGCGAGCCUUUAGUCUUGACCAUAAUCGUGCAGAUUUGAUCUGGAAUGAGCGUACCAGGCAAGAGUUAAGGGAAGCUUUGCAGGCUGAGGUUCAUAAACUAGAUGUUGAGAAGGAGCGCACAGAAGAUAUUGUUCCAGGGGGUGCAACGGUGGAGACUAUGACUGGGCAAGAUAGUGUGCCACAAAUAUCGUGGAACUACUCUGAGUUCUGUGUUAGUUACCCUAGCUUGUCCAAGGAAGUUUGUGUGGGUCAAUAUUAUCUGCGUUUGCUACUAGAGAGUGGCAGCAGUGGUAGGGCACAGGAUUUUCCACUGCGUGAUCCAGUUGCUUUCUUUAGAGCUCUCUAUCAUCGGUUCUUAUGCGAUGCCGACAUAGGGCUUACAGUAGAUGGUGCUGUUCCUGAUGAAAUGGGUGCAUCUGAUGAUUGGUGUGAUAUGGGAAGAUUAGAUGGUUUUGGAGGAGGUGGAGGUUCUUCAGUUAGAGAGCUUUGUGCAAGGGCAAUGGCGAUUGUAUAUGAACAGCAUUAUAAGACAAUAGGCCCUUUUGAGGGCACUGCUCACAUCACGGUUCUUUUGGAUAGAACAGAUGACAGAGCUUUGAGGCACCGUCUUCUCCUCCUUUUGAAGGCUUUGAUGAAGAUUCUAUCAAAUGUGGAGGCUUGUGUUUUGGUUGGAGGAUGUGUUUUAGCUGUGGAUCUGCUGACAGUGGUUCAUGAGGCUUCAGAAAGGACUUCUAUCCCUUUGCAGUCAAAUUUGAUUGCUGCUACCGCUUUCUUGGAACCACUUAAGGAAUGGUUGUUUAUUGACAAGGAUGGUGCACAAGUUGGACCCCUGGAAAAGGAUGCUAUCAGGAGGUUCUGGUCAAAGAAAGCCAUUGAUUGGACAACAAGGUGCUGGGCUUCUGGGAUGCUAGAUUGGAAGAGAUUGCGUGAUAUCCGUGAACUUCGCUGGGCGCUAGCUAUUCGGGUUCCAGUUCUCACUCCUACUCAGGUAGGGGAGGCUGCAUUGUCCAUAUUACAUAGCAUGGUAUCUGCUCAUUCAGAUUUAGAUGAUGCUGGAGAGAUAGUUACACCAACUCCCAGAGUAAAAUGGAUCUUGUCAAGUCCACGUUGCCUUCCCAAUAUUGCACAGGCUAUGCUUUCUGGGGAACCAAGUAUUGUAGAGGGUGCUGCUGCUUUGCUUAAGGCUGUUGUUACCCGAAAUCCCAAGGCCAUGAUGCGUCUAUACAGCACAGGUGCAUUUUAUUUUUCCCUGGCAUACCCUGGAUCUAAUCUCCUUUCAAUUGCUCAACUCUUCUCAGUGACUCAUGUCCAUCAAGCAUUUCAUGGUGGGGAAGAAGCUGCACUUUCCGCUUCAUUGCCACUGGCAAAACGUAGUGUAUUGGGUGGACUUCUUCCUGAAUCCUUGCUAUAUGUACUGGAGCGGAGUGGUCCAGCUGCAUUUGCUGCAGCAAUGGUUUCUGAUUCUGAUACUCCUGAGAUUAUAUGGACUCACAAAAUGCGAGCAGAAAAUCUUAUUCGUCAGGUUUUGCAGCACCUUGGAGAUUUUCCCCAUAAAUUGCCACAGCAUUGCCACUCUUUAUAUGAGUACGCGCCUAUGCCACCAGUGACAUACCCAGAACUAAGAGAUGAAAUGUGGUGUCACCGUUAUUACCUUCGAAACUUAUGUGAUGAGAUCCGGUUUCCACAUUGGCCAAUCGUUGAGCAUGUUGAAUUUCUACAGUCAUUACUUGUAAUGUGGCGUGAAGAGUUGACACGUAGACCCAUGGAUCUUUCUGAAGAAGAAGCUUGCAAAAUCUUAGAGAUAUCCCCAGAAGAUGUGUCAAGUGAUGAUGCCAAUAAGAAUCAUGCUUUUGAGCUGAGUGAGGAGAUAUCUAGCAUAUCCAAGCAGAUUGAGAACAUCGAUGAAGAAAAACUGAAGCGACAAUAUAGGAAACUUGCAAUGAAAUACCAUCCGGACAAAAAUCCUGAAGGACGGGAGAAGUUUCUUGCUGUACAGAAAGCUUAUGAGCGCCUGCAGGCCACCAUGCAAGGCUUGCAAGGUCCUCAACCUUGGAGGUUGUUACUUCUACUGAAAGGACAGUGUAUCUUAUACCGACGAUAUGGAUAUUUACUGGAGCCAUUUAAAUAUGCUGGCUAUCCCAUGUUACUCAAUGCAGUUACUGUGGACAAAGAUGAUAACAAUUUUCUUUCUGCUGAUAGAGCACCCCUCCUUGUUGCCGCAUCAGAGCUUAUUUGGUUGACGUGCUCAUCUUCUUCAUUGAAUGGUGAAGAGCUUGUGAGGGACGGUGGGAUACAGCUUCUUGCAACUCUUCUUUCCCGUUGCAUGUGUGUUGUUCAGCCUACUACUCCUGCAAGUGAACCAUCCGCCAUCAUUGUUACAAAUGUGAUGCGAACCUUUUCUGUUUUGAGUCAAUUUCAGAGUGCCAGAAUUGAGAUGCUUGAACUUUCUGGACUAGUUGAUGACAUUGUACACUGCACUGAACUUGAGCUUGUACCUGCGGCAGUUGAUGCUGCCCUCCAGACAAUUGCCAAUGUUUCUGUGUCCUCCGAGUUGCAGAAUGCCUUAUUAAACGCUGGUGUUUUGUGGUUCCUCUUGCCACUGCUGCUUCAGUAUGAUUCUACUGCAGAGGAAUCUGAUAUGACUGAGUCACAUGGGGUUGGCGCUAGUGUUCAGAUUGCAAAAAAUCUGCAUGCAGUGCGAGCAUCCCAGGCCCUAUCAAGGCUUAGUGGUUUAUGUAGUGAUGAGAAUUCAACACCUUACAAUCAGGGUGCAGCUGAUUCCCUCAGAGCUUUGCUAACUCCUAAACUGGGCAGUAUGUUAAAAGAUCAAGUGCCAAAAGACCUACUUUCUAGAUUAAACACCAACUUGGAGUCUCCAGAGAUUAUCUGGAACUCUUCGAUCCGAGCAGAACUAUUAAAAUUUGUGGAUCAGCAACGUGCAAGCCAGGGUCCUGAUGGAUCGUAUGACCUAAAAGAUUCACAGUUCUUUGUGUAUAAGGCACUAUCAAAAGAACUCUUUGUAGGCAAUGUUUACUUGAGGGUCUACAAUGAUCAGCCAGAUUUUGAGAUCAGUGAACAAGAAGCUUUUUGCGUUGCUCUAGUUGAUUUUAUAUCACAUCUAUUGCAUAAUAGGUGUGCUACAGAUUCUGAUAGUCAAAAUGAAGUUAAUGUCAGUGGCUUAUCCCUUGAGACAUCUGAGCAUCAAAAUGAUAUGGCUCAUGGGUCAGUUAAUGAACAGCAUGAAACAUCUGAGAACCAAAGUGAUUUGGCUGCUGGAUCAAUCAAUGAACAGCAGAUUUCUGAUGAUUCUUUGGCAGUAUCUGAUGGACAAGUGGCAAACAAGGAAAAAAUUGAACUGGUUAAGAACCUUCAGUCUGGAUUGACCUCACUUCAGAACUUACUGACAAGCAAUCCAAGUUUGGCGUCAAUAUUUUCUACUAAAGACAAGUUGUUGCCUCUUUUUGAAUGCUUUUCUGUGCCUGUUGCAUCAGAAAGCGACAUUCCUCAACUUUGCCUGAGGGUAUUGUCACUCUUGACUGCAUAUGCUCCAUGCUUGGAGGCUAUGGUUGCAGAUGGAUCUAGUCUUCUCCUUUUAUUACAAAUGCUUCACUCUUCCCCAAAUUGUCGGGAAGGGGUUCUUCAUGUUCUUUAUGCAUUGGCAAGUACAGCAGAACUUGCUUGGGCUGCUGCCAAGCAUGGUGGAGUGGUGUACAUUCUGGAACUUCUUUUGCCAUUGCAGGAAGAAAUUCCCUUACAGCAAAGAGCUGCAGCAGCCUCUUUGUUGGGGAAACUUGUUGGGCAGCCAAUGCAUGGGCCUAGAGUUGCAAUAACACUGGCAAGAUUUCUUCCAGAUGGCCUGGUAUCGGUUAUUAGGGAUGGUCCUGGUGAGGCCGUUGUAGCUGCCCUUGAACAGACGACAGAGACACCUGAACUUGUAUGGACGCCAGCAAUGGCAGCUUCUUUAGCUGCACAGAUUGCAACUAUGGCAGCAGACCUAUUCCGCGAACAGAUAAAAGGUCGUGUUGUUGAUUGGGAUGUACCUGAGCAGGCAUCUGGGCAGCAGGAAAUGAGAGACGAGCCACAGGUUGGUGGAAUCUAUGUCAGGCUGUUCUUAAAAGAUCCCAAAUUUCCCCUGAGAAAUCCAAAGAGAUUCUUGGAAGGACUACUGGAUCAGUAUUUGUCAUCCAUUGCUGCGACACAUUAUGAAACACAACCUGUUGACCCUGAGCUUCCUUUGCUCCUCUCUGCUGCUCUGGUUUCGUUAUUACGAGUACACCCUGCACUUGCAGAUCAUGUUGGAUAUCUUGGAUACGUGCCAAAACUUGUAGCUGCUGUGGCCUAUGAGGGAAGACGAGAAACAAUGGCAUCAGAGGAGGUGGAUAAUGGCAACUAUGCUGAUAGAAGAUAUGAACCUGAUGAUGGAUCAACACAGCCAUCACAAACUCCACAAGAACGUGUACGUCUUAGUUGUUUACGAGUACUACAUCAACUUGCAGCUAGUACAACAUGUGCUGAAGCUAUGGCAGCAACUAGUGUAGGGACGCCUCAGGUUGUUCCACUUCUAAUGAAAGCAAUUGGAUGGCAAAGUGGAAGCAUACUAGCUCUUGAGACACUAAAACGUGUUGUGGUUGCUGGAAAUAGAGCUAGGGAUGCUCUUGUUGCACAAGGACUUAAGGUUGGUCUUGUUGAAGUACUUCUCGGCCUUCUUGAUUGGAGGGCUGGGGGAAGGAAUGGACUUUGCUCUCAGAUGAAGUGGAACGAAUCUGAAGCAUCUAUUGGCAGGGUGCUUGCAAUUGAGGUUUUGCACGCAUUUGCGACCGAAGGGGCCCACUGUACUAAAGUGCGCGACAUAUUGAAUGCUUCUAAUGUUUGGGGUGCUUAUAAAGACCAGAAACACGAUCUUUUCCUACCUUCAAAUGCUCAAUCUGCUGCUGCUGGAGUCGCUGGUCUAAUUGAAAACUCUUCAUCCAGACUUACUUAUGCCCUUACAGCUCCCCCACCACAAUCUGCUCCUUCAAGACCUCCUGCUUCAACAUCUGACUCAAAUGGGAAGCAUGAGCAUACUUCUUAGUACAAAAACUGAAGACAGCCAUAGUCAAGAAGCAUAUAUCAAAUGUUAUAUUUACUCAUUGUAUAGCACACUGUACAGUUCAAUAAUUUUUUCCUUUCCUGUUUCUUUUUGGCCUACCGACUCCUUCUUUCUCAGGGGUACAUAAUCAGGUAGUGAUUGCAAUUUUUUAAGAAAAAAAAGAAGUGGAAGGGGUUAAUUUAUUUGCUUUGCCAUGUAAAGAGGAAUUAAUACCUUCUGUAAAUUGAGUUGUUCUACUGCCCAAUUUUCAAUGUAGAGGUCAGGUGAUUUUGUGUGAAAUUCGUCAAUGCAUAUUUUCUUCUCAAGUUACAUUUUAAUUAUUUUUCCUUA